This is a messenger RNA of Porites evermanni, 5360 nucleotides long. NCBI's taxonomy places the organism in Eukaryota, Metazoa, Cnidaria, Anthozoa, Scleractinia, Poritidae. The record is from the annotation of a GenBank genome assembly.
CAUGUGGUGUCAUAGGGUCGAUACCCGGCACUGGGCGUAUGUACUGCGAAAUAAAUAACACAGCACAAGUUAGACAUGAUGAUUUCACUUUAUAAGCUUUUUCAUGCGCCCAUAGAGCACUCUUUCAAGCCACACAAGGACGAGAACAGUCAAGCGAAAGAAAUAUCCAAGUAGAACAUCCGCAUUCUCAAGGACAAUUCAAAGGAGAAGACUAUCAUCGCCAGCGUAAUCCUCUCAACCUUCACGCUUCUAGUGCUCUGACUAUUAAGCCGUUUAGUACAGAAUACAGCUUCUUACACUUCAUUCCUCCAUCAACAAACUACAGGUGCCAGGUACAGUAUACUUUGCACAGCGUUCUGUUAAUUUAAACCAUUCUCGAGCUGUUUUUUUGCCUUUACAGUAACAGGUGCUUGUAGUGUUCAAUUUCAAUUUCAAUAUGCCUAAUUGCACGUACCUACGCAUAUGCGCUAUUCGUAAUGCCGAGUUUAGACCUCGAACUUUGUUAAAGGAUUUUUUGUACCCAAUUUUUAAUUGUUAAGGUCUAAUCUUGCAAUAAUUUUUUUUUUCUUUCCAAAAACGCAAAAACGAGAGUUCAUAAUUUGCUAUACAACGGAUAACCACAGUUAUCUAGCCAAGCUUUAUUUCAGUUCCGUUGUUUCGUUAUUCCUAAGGAAGUAAUUUAAAUGUAUCGGCCUUCACUUUCGUAUUUUGGAUGCGUGAAAAAUAGAGAAAAAAGAAAUAAAGCAGACCUUGCCAGUUAUCUUACAAAGGUCUUGAAGAGCGAAUUUAUUGGAAAAUCUCCCAAGAAAAUUUGAUAAUCCGUAAAUUCCAAAACAGGUGUCGUCUUUCUUGUGCAUGUGCCCAAGAAUUAUGCGUGCAAUUAUCUUCCCUUAUUCAGAGGAAAAAGAGAUUUUCUUUAGCUUUUGCUAAAAACGUUUGUUUAUUUCAGAAUAAACUGAAGCAAAGCUACUUCCCCUGAACCGAAGCCUCAAGUAGGUUGCCAUGGGAACAACAAUGAGCUCCGUAGGUUUGGCCAAUAAACCACCCGCAUUGCCACCUGUUAAACAAAAUAAUAACACGGUUUGUAAAUUAGUAUUAUUUUCAUUAACUUAUUCAGGUUUGAAUUGUUUUAAUUUUAUUUACCAGCACUGAAGACCUUAUUGCUAUUCAUAAGUUAAAGUGAUACUUGAAAGAGACUAACAAUUCCGCAAGCCUUCAGGAGGCAAUCGAGUCACCUUUGCCUGUUUUUAGGAAACUUCGGGUUGGGUUCAGCUAUCACAGAAUCCAUGUAAUGAUUACCCUAAGCUACGAUCAGGCUAUCUUUUUCAUUUCACUCUUUUAUUCGGGGAACAGCGAUGGGCAAGGGGAGAGAAAUCUCAAUUUUGUUGAGCACACUUUACAAUCGAGAUCUUGGGGUAAAAACAAGCAAGCGCAAGGAGUGGCAAAACAAGUUUAACCGAUCAUAUAUAGCUCAGUCUGAAUCCACCAUUGAUCACGUGAUUAGUUUAACACACAGCUUAUUCUAUACUCCUGGGACCAGGCUACGCUGUGGGGAAAAAUUGGCGAAAAACUGAGGGAAACGACAUUAAACUUUCGCGAGGCGAGUGGUAGACUGGAAAGGGGGAAAGGGCGGUGGCUCACUUGCCGAUUUUUUUUUUAAUUUUUUUUGUCUUUAAUCCCAACUGCGGAGCCUGGUCCCAGGCUACUCAUCAUUCUGAAUCUGCCCAAGAUCACGUGAUAGUCUUAAAAACUCGACUAUCUAGGCGGUCACUUUUAUUUUUAUUAUCGUUUUUUCAUUUUAACCAUUCUCUUCUCGGGUCCGGUUUUUACGAAACUAAAAAACAUUUUUCAAAAAAAUUAAAAGAAAGGAAUUACAAUAAUUCCUUUUCCUUGAAACUAACCUCAAGAAAGAAUAGGGGCAGUGUAACUUAUUUUAUUUUAUUUUUACCCAGAACUGUAAUAGAACUAAUCAUCAACUUAGAAGCUGCUGUUGACCGACAAUUGAUGAUAAUAAGCAAUACGUGAACUAUACUACCGUUGAUUAAUUAGGCUCUAUAUUAUUUUUAACAUUUUUAUCAAUAUUUUUAGUUCGCCUGGUUUCUUUAAGCUUUUGAUAUCUUUCAAAGCUGAACAUUGUUUCCCCGUCUUGAAUUGUUUGUUAAUGCUUGUUCUGUAGUUUUCAUGUGUUUCAGCUUUUCUGUCUUUGUUCACUCUGUAACUGACUGACAGAACCCUGACAGCAGAAGAAAACAGCAACAGUUUAACAGUAUGGACUGUUUUUACAAGUGUGUUGUAACGUAUUUAUGUCUGUCUGUGUCUAUUUUGAUGUUUAUGUAAAUCUUUUAAAAGGUAAGUUCGCUAUUAUGAUUUCAAUACAGAGGAUUUGCACACCGCUGAUUUUAAGCCCAAUAUAGAAGAAAUAGACCUACUAAAGCAUGCAGGCCUGCCAGUGAUACAUGCGAGAAAGUGUCCCUGAUGGGAUAAAAAGCUUCCAGAACACACACUCAUCUCUCUAUUUUUGAAUCUCCCAUAAUGCACUUUGUUUCUCACUCCAAUUGUUUACAUAAUUAAACUAAGUAUUGUUUCCAAAAGCUUCAGAGAGGAAUACUCUCGAAGAGCAUUAAUUUGAAACAACAACCUAAAAAGCAAAAUAUAUUGGGGUCAAACAGAGUGUAUUAUGGGGGAUUUGAAAAUAGUAAAUUUGCUCUCUUUACAAAAUGACAUAUAAUAUUUCAGGUAGCAAACUUCAGUAGUAAGUACAAUAAAAGAUAUGAGCGUGGAUAUUUCGUUCUUACCAGGUACAGGUGACAGUCCAAUCUCCACCAGAUUAUAAGUUCGAGCAUUUUACCAAACUCUGCCAGCAUUAUCAAGAACAGAAGAAAAUCUUCCAGGUACUGUAAUAACAGAUUUCUUGAUAACUAAACAAAUACUAGAUAUUGACUUGUUUCUUCUUUAAAUUUACUGUUUAUUUUUUAUCUCUUUUCUCUUUUUCCGUUUCUUUUCUGAGAGCGCGGACGGUUUAUUUACUGAAAUUGUAUCGACGCGCUCAGAAUAAGGAUGCUAACAACCACGUAUACUAAGUAAACCAUGUCAGCUAUAAUGCCAAGCACGAACCGAAAUUCUAUAAACUACGUACGUAGCCAAACAAACUGCCAGCUACGUAGGCUAUAGCCUGCGAACCGCAGACGUAGUUCCGGUCGUCGCUUCUCUCCCACCGGGUGGAGAGAAGCGACGACUGGAAAUGUGCCUUUUGGCGGGUUGAGGCGGGUGGAGGAGGGGGUAUUAAUAAAGAUUCUUCAGCUUCGUGAACUUGAGCAGAUCAAAUGCUUUUAAGGUAAUGAAUAUCUAAAGGUGUCGAUAUUUAUAAAAGGUUCAAAUCAGGACAGAGGUACAUAACUGGCAAAAAGUGGCGAAGAACGGAGAUGAAGGUACAGAGUGUAGGGAGAAGAUUCUUGGUUUACUCAGCAAGUUUCGCGACGCACAGAGUCAACAAGAUAUACUGAUCGAAAAAGAAAAACUUCGCUUGGAUGCAUUUCGAAACUGUAUCAAUGAGGACACGACAAACCGGAUAAAAAAGCGAUUGACCUUCUUUCAAAAAUUGAACAGACAACACGAGGCUCUGCUGGAACACGUGCGGCAAGACAUUCAGGAAUGCAGAACAAUUUGCAAGAAGUUUAACGACUCAAGCGGAAGGUGAGUGGCAUCUAAAAAUUGAAGGCCUUGCCAACAAAAUUAAAAGCUGGUACAUUUACUUUAAACCCUACUAUUAUCUUUUGAACCGCCUGAAACCACCCUUGCGGAUCCUAGUGACACCUACCACUCGUGACAUCAUCAUUUUUUAAAACUUUCUAACCAUAUCCGAAUGAGCACCCUUCAAAUUCAGUCAAAUAGAUUGAAGAAAAACGCAUAAACUUCCUGUAAUAGUCUUUGACUUAUAUCGACGACAUGACCAGGGGGGAAGAGAAAUUUUGCUUUCUGUGCAUGUCCGACAAACUGUCCUUUUGCUUCAGCGAGUGCAGGCUAGUAAAUCACUCCUAGGAGGAAUGUUUAAGAGGACAAACAUAUCUUAUUCACAAAGGUAUUCAAGAGAAUUAAUUUCAAGUGGCAUGCUAAAAUAUCAGGCCAAAAGUUAAGAAUACUUUCUAGCCUCGAUUUUAAAAUCGUAUGCUUUUAUUUCUUUGAAGAUCAAAAGGAUUUGAGACUUGGAUUAAAUGUCCUGCCAGUCCGGCAUAUGACUAUGGAAGCAUUGGAAGUUUAUAAGGUAACGUGUGUUAACUCAUGUCGCCCCGUGCAAGGUAAUCAGGAUUCCUGAAUGCGAGACAUUUUUGCUUUUAGAAUCUGGAAUCCCGGAUUCGGUUCAAGGAAUUCGAAUCCCGCUAACGAUUGGAAUCCGGAAAUCAAGUUCCACUGACAAGGAAUCCCGUAUCCACAACGUGGAAUCCAGAAUCCAAGACUGUCUUGGAUUACCUUACAUUUGGUGACUCAUAUGCGGUAACCUAUAGCAAGCUGUCGCAUUUUUUGUGCCGCAUAAACAAUCAUACCGUGAACCGCACAUCACGCUUACUGCUCUGAGCUACCAUCAGCCAAGCCGUUGUAAGGUGUGCAGCUAGUUUCCGUAUGUUAUCAACAACAGUUCAGAAAGAUGACUUACAUUUCGUAUUAUAUCGGCAUACUCAUGGCAUUUUAAACACAGAUUUCUGCAGAUAAAUAAAGACAGUUCAUAACUAAAAGCUUGUUUUUAGCACGUAAAUGGAAUGGAAUGGGGAGGGAAUUUUCCUCUCUCUUUGUGAACCUGGAUAUGGUUCUUAGGAAUUCAAUUUUAGGAGGGUUCAUCAACAUUUGACAAAGUUAGUGAUUUGGGGUAAACACUAUGAAGAUUGAAAGAACGCGAAUUCACUUUCUCAGCGACGUUUUCGCUGCCGUCGCCAUCCUCGGAUCUUAAGGUCCCUAAUGGCAAAAAAAUCGACAUAUUGACUUGAAUUCAUUGUAUAUCCUGGUGUUGCUACAUAAAUUAAAGUAUUUUAUCUAAUUUAGUCUAGUUUCCUUUCAGGUACAAAAAGUGAACCUCCACCCUAGUAAUCCAUUCCAGGAGAUGAAAAGAGAAACGUUUCAAGCAUUUUUCAACGGACACGAAGUGCAGGACCUAUCAACUACCCUAACCUCAGUUAGAGCAAAAUGUCUUCAGCGCUAGCUCCAAAAUAACCAUAACAUCACUGCUGAAUUUGAAGUACAAAGCAGAGAGCGAUCUUAUAAAAAUGAGGGUUAUCAUGUUGAAUGUUUAUUUAAUCACCCAUGACGAAGACUUUCAUUGAAACUAAGUAUCUAAACGCAAUUAAGUAAAAAAGACAGACAGAAAGAGU